Messenger RNA from Vigna unguiculata (cowpea), 1129 nucleotides. RefSeq lists its product as uncharacterized. The record is from RefSeq and is a predicted model, not a curated record. Lineage: Eukaryota; Viridiplantae; Streptophyta; Magnoliopsida; Fabales; Fabaceae.
UUGGUGUUCUUCGUAGAGAUGGAAAGAACUAUGAGGGGUUGUCCCAGCCAUGGUGAGUCAAUGCAACCGAAGGCAGCAGGGGCAGCAUACAAAUGCAGCGGAUGCAAAGAAAUGGGGUUCGGGAGCAGUUACGAGUGUGAAAACGACGACUGCAAUUACAUCCUCCAUGAAGACUGUGCAAAUGCUGUUUCCAAUGCUGUUCAUCGAUUUCUCCCAGAGAGCAAGUUCGAGUUUCUUGAGAAACCACCAGGGUACCCUAGGUAUUGCGAUGCUUGUGGAAAAGAUGUGGUAGGGUUUGUGUACCACUGUAGCCACACAGGCCAUGAUCUGCACCCACGCUGUUUAAACCUGAAAGAUAGAAUUUCUGAUGAAGAAGGGCUUGUGACACUGGAACUGUGUAAGAUGAUGGUUCCCUCUAAGUGUGUGAAGUGCAACCAUAGGAGGGUUGAGGAGGGAGUUAAAACGUGGUCUUACGUGUCUUCUGAGGGUGAAUUGUGUUACCAUGUGCGGUGCGUCAAGAAGUUGAUUCUUGAGAAAUUGGAGGAGAAGUAUUUCUCUCAACAAACCAAUCCAACUGAUGAGGCCGAAAGCUCUCAGGUUGCAGAGAGAAUUGACCAAAGUGGAGCAGUGUCAAGGAGGUCAAGGAAAAUGAAGAAGUUCACCAAGAUUGCUGUCUUGGUGUUCAGGCUAAUAGUUUCAGCUAUUUUCGGGAACCCUAUAAUGGCCAUUGCUGGCCUUUUUGAAGCCCUUGUUUCAGGCUAACAAGGACAUACCCUACACUACACAACUUAGAUAUACUCACUUUCUUACUUUUUAAAUUGUUCUUCGAUUAGAAUUUCAGUUUUAUCUUCAGUUUAUUAUAGAUGAUCAAGAGAUAAAACUAAUUUUAAUUGAAAAACAAGAUAAAAGAUAUUUAAGUAACUGUAUCUAAGUUCCGUCAUUGUUGUUAUGUUUUUUUUUUUUAAUUUGGUUGGUCUGCGUGCAGUUUGAUAUGAUAGAUUGGUAUACUUUGAAUAAAGUUUCUGUUAUAUGGUGGGAGUUGUUCAAUUAUGAUAUGUGUGAAAGUACCAGGUUUCAGACUUUCAUACAUCUUGUUGUCGCCUUUGUUAUGAUUUAUCAGGAUAUUCAA